UGCGAGCGCCCGAUCCGCCGCUUGGUCAGCUCAGUCGAGAAACGGAGCUUGCAAGCGACACUUGUGGCAAGCGGAGACGUUCAGCCGAUCCGAUACAGUCGAGCGUGAAAGACCGUCGAAAGAAAAACGGAAAAAGCCAAAAAGCCACUCGUCGAAUCGGCGAAAAGCAAAGAAAAAAUUGCAACACCAAAGCGCGCGUGCGCAACCCGAUCAGUUAGAAGAUAGGCGAAAAAUCCCUCGAUUUAUACGAAUAAAACAUAAUGGCGGCUGUUGAGGUGCGGAAUGGCUAUAAGUACUAUGGCUCCAAAUCGAAUCCCAAGAUUGUGCUUAACCAGCUAAAUAUGAACGUGAUGCGUGGUUCUAUAUACGGAUUGCUGGGUGCCUCCGGCUGCGGCAAGACAACCCUGCUCUCCUGCAUUGUUGGCCAGAGGCGCCUCAACGGAGGCGAGGUCGCCGUGCUGGGCGUCAAGCCAGGAGAGCCGGGCAGCGGCGUGCCAGGAUCACGGGUGGGAUUCAUGCCCCAGGAGAUCGCCCUGGUCGAGGAGAUGACCGUCAAGGAGACCAUCUUCUACUUUGGCCGCAUCUACGGACUGACUGACGAACGCAUCCGGGAGAAGUUCAAGCUGCUGAAGGAGCUGCUCCAACUACCGCCGGCUAGGCAGAUGAUCAAGCAGUGCAGUGGUGGACAGCAGCGACGCCUGUCUUUUGCCUGCGCCAUGAUCCACGAUCCGGAGCUCCUCAUUCUGGAUGAGCCUACUGUGGGAUUGGACCCCAUGCUGCGUGAAAAGAUCUGGGAUUUUCUCGUGGAGACGACGAGGAAUAGCAAAUUGGCUGUGAUUAUAACCACCCAUUACAUAGAGGAAGCCAAACAGGCAAACUGCAUUGGUCUUAUGCGCAAUGGUGUGCUAUUGGCCGAGGAUACGCCUACCAACAUUAUGAUCAAGUUCGGAACUCAGUCGAUCGAGGACGCCUUCCUCAUUCUGAGCCAGCGGCAGGGCAACGAAGACGAGUUGGCCCAAAUCAUGGAUCACAACAAGAACCAGGCUUUGCCGGCAGCUGUGCUGCCACCUGAGGUAAUAGACACACACGAGCCCAACUCGCCGGAAAAACAGCCCAUCCCAUUCGAGGAGCCCCUAAACGAGAACCGCAAAAAGAUUUUCUUUACCACCAAGGGCAGGGUAAAGGCCCUGAUGACCAAGAACUUUGUACAACUCUUUAGACAGCCCUCGGGAAUUAUUUUCAUGCUACUGUUUCCCAUCAUACAACUGACGUGUUUUUAUCUGGCCAUUGGAAAGACGCCCACGAACCUUGAAAUAGGAGUCUAUUCCGGCGAAGUGGAGAACUAUGGGGAGUGCUUCGACGAAAACCUGGUCACUGUCUACAAGGACAACGACAACGAGAGCUGUCUCUUCAACAAGCUAUCCUGCAGAUACAUCCGUGAGUUGGGCGACGACGUGGCCACCCGGAAAUACUACGCCAGUGAAGCAGAUGCAUUGAGUGAUGCAAAGCGGGCCACAACCGUUGGCUAUUUGCACUUUGCCCACAACUUCAGCGAUUCGAUUCUCUCGGUGAUGGAGGACGGCAUCCACACCAAUGACGGUGCCGUCGACCACGCCGAGCUUAGUAUCCACAUCGACAUGACGGAUCAACAAGUGGCGUACUUCAUGCAGCGAAAACUACGUGACAAGUUCAGCACAUUCAUGAGGAGUGUUGUGAAGGACUGCAAUGUAUCCACGGCCAUUGUAGAUCUGCCCGUCCAGUUCCAGGAACCAAUCUUUGGCAGCACAGACAUCGAGUUCCAGCAGUACUGUGCCCCAGGAGUGGUAAUGACCAUGGUGUUCUUCUUGGCCACUUUGAUGACGGCUGCAGUGUUCAUUUCUGAGCGCAUGGAUGGCAUCUGGGACCGAACUCUUUUGGCAGGUGUCUCGGCCAACGAAAUGCUGUGGGCCCAUCUUCUAACCCAGCUCAUCAUCAUGGCCCUGCAGUCGUUCGAGGUUAUUAUGUAUAUUGGCUUAGUGUUCGAUACUUACAACAAUGGGGAUACCACAACGCUCAUUGGGUUGUUAACGCUGACCGCAUUCUGUGGCAUGUUGUUCGGUCUCUUCAUAUCCGUCUUUUGCAAAUCGCAUACAGAGGCAAACUUUGUGGCUACUGGCGCAUUCUACCCCAUGAUUAUACUGUGUGGACUUCUGUGGCCCUUGGAGAGCAUGCCGCAGUUCCUGCAGGACCUAGUGAUGGUGCUACCCUUCACCAUACCCUCCAUCUCCGCUCGAAAUGUGAUCGAGAAGGGCUGGAGCAUCACCCACGAGAAGGUCUACAAUGGUUUCCUGGUCAUGGCCGGCUGGACGAUCAUCUUCUUCGUGCUCUGCCUGAUUGGUAUCAGACGCAAGGCGUAAUUUUUGACCUAACUUUGGGCUAAUCUUUAAUAUUCGGGGGCCUUUCAUUUAGUUGUAAGGUUUUAGCAUUUUUUGUUAGGUGAUCUAUGUAUGUGCAUAUCGUUUUAAUUUAAUAACUAUCGGAAGCAUAUCACUCGCAUGUUGUAGACUCUCAUCACACAAGGAAACACAUUCAUACCAACGAAUCGUAACAUAUUUUUAGUCAACGUUUUAUACUGCACUAAAAAUAUCAUAAGGUCUUAAGGGUGUCUCACAAAUAAUAUUUAUAAUACACAGGACAACAAAUCGUACUCAUUGACAAGCACAAAUUUCGUAUUUAAUUAUUCGAUCAACUCACACAAUUUACAACAAGUCAUACAUUUUUAUUCACAUCGAAUGUGUGUGAACUUUGUAUAUUUAAAUGUGAAAUUAUGUAAAUCGAAAUUUCAAAUCAACCAAAAAUAUAAACCUAAAUUAAAUGAUCGUAAAA
Molecule: messenger RNA, 2865 nt
Organism: Drosophila yakuba
Lineage: Eukaryota; Metazoa; Arthropoda; Insecta; Diptera; Drosophilidae
Product: ABC transporter G family member 20
Exons: 10
Coding region: 261-2396 (711 amino acids)
Cellular component (GO): membrane
Molecular function (GO): ABC-type transporter activity; ATP hydrolysis activity; ATP binding
Source: RefSeq, a predicted model, not a curated record